UGAAUAUUCUGAAUAUUUUAAAAUAAUUAGACUUUGGAAAAGACGAAGAGUGAAGAAAGAAUAUCUGUGUUGUUUUGUUUUGGUCAAUUAAAUGCAAAAGUUAAAAACACAGGAUUUUAAGAACCUUUCCGAGAGUACAAUAAGAACUCUUGCUCAAAAUCGGAUAAUUACACUAUUGGAUUUUCUUCAAGAAGAUGUAUCUAAGUUAUCAUCUUUAACAAAAUUAAGCCUACAUGAUAUUUUAGCUAUACGGAAUGAAAUAUUUUCAAGAUACUCAGCCCCUUUAAUAAAUGGCACGGAUUUGCUUACAAAAGUUUAUAAAAGUAGAAAUCGAAUAAGUUCAGUCAUUGAAAGUUUAGAUUCAAUUCUAAAUGGGGGUUUUCCAGUAAGAUAUAUAACAGAAAUAUGUGGCUUAGCAGACUCUGGAAAGAGUCAACUAUGCUUCCAGUUAGCUAUAAAUGUUGCAAAAGAUAAUGUUAGAACUGUCCUCUAUAUUGGUACUAAAGGAGAUUUCUCUGCAGUCCGGGUGCAGAGAAUGUUGGAUGCUCAAGGAUACUCACAUAAGGAUAUGGCAUCAAUAAUGUAUAGAAUUAGAGUUGUGCACAUAUGGACUCUGGAAGAUUUAGUAGAGCUAUUCAAAGGCAUCAAAAAUAAGACAUUUGACGCAGAAAACUUAGCACUAGUUAUUGUUGAUUCUCUACCAUGCUUGAUGUUUCAACAUCUUGGAGAUGAGAAUAAAAUGGGUUUAUCUUUUUUGAAUGUCUUGGUAAAUUAUAGCAGAUUUAUAGCAAAUGAGUUUAAUGUCGCAAUAAUAUACAUAAAUAUACAAACAAGAUGGAUUGAAAAUGACAUUUCGGAUUUAGAAGAUGAUGAUGAAUCAUCUUCUUGCCUCAAGGAAAAUGUAUACAUCGAGAAAAGAAAUAGAUGUUUAGGAAAAUAUUGGGAGAGUGUGCCUGUAUUAGUCCUUCAAUUAGAAAAAUUAGAACUUAUCUCUAAGGAAAAUGAAUCUUAUACUGAGCUCAAAGUAUCAGUUAUAACUUCUAAUGUUACUAAAUGUAACAAUAAUCAAUGUAUUUUAAAGUUAAGCACUAAGGGUAUAAUUUGAUUUUUUAAUAAAUUCGUGUAAAAAAUGUUUAAAAGCAAUUAUUUUUAUAUUCUGAAAAGACUGACGCGUGGUGUAUACCUUGUAAGGUAAUUGUUACCUACGCCGAGAUACCUAGAUACGCCGAUUUCUGAAGUUGCGGGAAAUUUAGAUUUUAGAUUCUAUAAAACGAAAUGUUCUUACUAGAUG
Spodoptera exigua (beet armyworm) is the source of this 1291-nucleotide messenger RNA. The record is from the annotation of a GenBank genome assembly. Lineage: Eukaryota; Metazoa; Arthropoda; Insecta; Lepidoptera; Noctuidae.